UUCAAGGUAUUUUCUGUAGAAAGGUUUAAGAAGUUCAUCUUCAUCAAUCAAUUCCGACGUUUCGGCCUCUCCUUCUCUAGAGACGAACAGACGGUGGGGGCAAGCAGACUAAGAUAUCCAAGGCAAUCAAGGUUCUUUAAUCUCAAGCCUUUUCUUCUCGGGGAUAUCGUUAUUCCACCUAUUGUUUGUUCUAUCAACCGAACUUCAUUUUGAGCCACAAUGAAUUCGUAGAACAGUGACGAAUCCGACAAUAAAAUUUCGCUUAUUUUAUUCUGUUCUUUGGAUCUGAAAGAGUAAUCUGAACCUAGUUCUGUUUAUCUCUUGCUGCUCUAUAUUCUGAAUCUAGCAGUUAGAACUUUUCUGCUUUGAAAUCUUUGCCUACAAGCUCAAUUUUCUCCAUAAAAUGGCAUUGGUUGUGGUCUGUGGCCAGCCAUGCAGUGGGAAGUCCACUGCGGCACUCUGCUUAGCUGAAGCUCUCAAGGAAUCAAAUGUAAAGCAAGCUGUAAAGAUAAUCAAUGAAACUUCUUUUCAUCUCGACCGCAAUCAGAGCUAUGCCGAUAUGCCUGCCGAAAAGAAUUUAAGGGGAGUUCUCAGAUCUGAAGUCGACCGAUCUGUAUCGGAAGACAACAUUGUCAUUGUAGACUCUUUGAAUAGUAUAAAGGGUUAUAGGUACGAGCUGUGGUGUUUGGCUCGUGGAGCUGGAAUUAGGUACUGUGUUCUGUACUGUGAUGUGGAAGAAACACAUUGUAGGAAGUGGAACGACGAGCGGCGAGAGAACGGAGAAGCUAACUACGAUGAUAAGAUAUUUGAAGAUCUGGUGAGAAGGUUUGAGAGACCAAUUAGUAGGAAUAGAUGGGACUCGCCAUUGUUCGAGUUGUUGCCACAUAAAGAUGGAAUAGAGAAAUCAUCUACUGUCAUUCUAGAUGCUGUAUCAUACUUGACAAAAGAGGUUGACUCGAAGUCGAGGGAUGUAAAGAUCUUACAGCCAACGAUCGCGACUCGGAGUACUCGAUUAUCGGAGGCGAAUUCUUUGUAUGAGUUGGACAAAGCAACACACGAAGUGGUUAAUGCUAUAGUAGAAGCGCAAGGCCAAGCAAUGGGAGGACCUCUGAAUGGUGUCCCUCUGGGUCAGGAUUUGCCAACCAUCAAUAUUUCAAAGUCGGUCGGCCUUCCCGAGCUUCGGAGGCUACGGAGAACGUUCAUUAAACUAACAGGGCAAACUAGUUUAAGUGGACCACCGCCACCUUGUGAUGCAGCAAGUGCUAAGAGGAUGUUCGUUGACUACCUGAAUAGGGAACUGGGGACAGCUUGAACCAGAUUAACCUGAAUGAUACUCGGAGUUCCCAAAAUGUUGGUGAUCGAGGAGGGUUCAAAUCUUUGAUCUUUUCAUCAAGAUUAUAUGUCUUAACUAGUUGAGUUUUACUUUGAGUUGAGUUCAAUAAUGUUUGAAAUUGAAGAGGAGGGUUCGAAUCUCUGACCCUUCGUCAAGAUUAUGUCUUAACUAGUUGAGUUAAGGAACUUGGGUGUGUGUCUUGUCGAAAUGAAAUUGCCUUAUCUUUU
Messenger RNA from Cucurbita moschata (crookneck pumpkin), 1560 nucleotides. RefSeq names its product protein KTI12 homolog. The transcript is spliced from 3 exons. The record is from RefSeq and is a predicted model, not a curated record. The coding region runs from base 404 to 1312 and encodes 302 amino acids. Lineage: Eukaryota; Viridiplantae; Streptophyta; Magnoliopsida; Cucurbitales; Cucurbitaceae.